UCGGUUUGAUUUAACUUCCGCCUUCAGACAAGACACUUCACAUGUGUAACGAUACCACACGUGUGACAAGAACACAUUAGUUAUGUGACUACAGAAAAGGAAAGGCAAUGGACAGACAUGCAAUUUCCCAAUGCUCUAUUGCAAAAGGAACAUAAUGGCGAAUCUUUAACAUGUAUUCGGAUUUUCCUUGAGUUCCGAAUAACUUUAAAAGCAGACGACAUCAAUGGCGCUUCAACCCGAUAGGCAGAUUUCCCCUUACCUACAAACGACGUCAACGCUUUCCUGGCUUGAUGAUUCGACGAAUUCGGUGAUGAUCAAGAAAAGCCUGCAUGUCCACAUCUGAAGAGCUGUCCGACCUCCGAGCGUGGCCUAUGGCACUUUGAAUCUCAAAGGGCCUGGUAAGCGGCAACUUACCCCUCACAUCGGCCGCAGCACAGACUUCGUCAGUGAAAGGCAGACGAUAAACCCUUCAACCAACCAACCAACCAACCAAUGUGGAAGACUCAAAAGAAGGGCAACGGGGACCACGCGCAGACAUGGAGCUACGGACCAAGGCCGCAGUGACAGUCUAUCCACAUCUGAGGAACAAUUAGACCUUGGAGCGUUACUUGGACGGGCCUCGUAAAUUUUGAAUCAAGAGAAGGCCUGAUUAUUUCGGUCAACAAGAUCUUGACAAUAUCGAAGCCGGAAAUGGUUGACGGGUACCAUCUUCCGGAUAACGUUUCUGCCGUAUCGUUGCGUGCGCUUGGGGCAUCAACGCGCCAACUUCUCGCUAUCUACCUCGAUCCUCCAUCUUGUACAGUGAACAAUGACGGUUUCGCAACCGAUGCGUCUGGAUUGGCAGAACUUGCUGGGUUCGAUUAUCCAACCAUUCGAUACUUCGAGUCUAAAUCCAGCAAAACUAGCGAACUUUUGGACAUGUGGCGGUACCGACAAAACGGAACCCUGGGAAAUCUCGUUGGAUAUCUCCUGCAGAUCGAGAGAUUCGACUGUCUGACAGAGAUCUGGCAAAAAUUAUUGACAGACGCUAACAAGUGGGCAAAACGGUCACGUACACGCGAGUCCUCGUGCACAGCGGUGAGUUUUAACGGCAACGUUCCAUCAACUGAAUCCUCCUCGGAUGACGUGACCUCAUCCACUGACUUCCUAACUAUCGACGAUGUUAAUGCUGGGGAAAUCCAGAUGUAUUCGGCGUGUGUCUGUUGUGCUGACGAUGACCUUGGCCUUGCACGUGACAUUGUCCGGGAGCUAUCGAAAACCAUUAAGCUCUUUAUCCCACAAGACCAUCUAGUGGGAGGGGCGUAUGAAUUUGAGGCCACAGCGGAAGUCAUUGAGGACAGAUGUGAUGGCCGACUGGUGGUUUUGCUGUCUAAUCACUACACGAACUCGCCUGCCUGUUCCUUCGCUACACAAUUCGCCAAGACACUCGAUCCCGACGCACGUAGAAGGAGGAUCAUACCGGUCGUCACACAGGAGGGAGUGAGCUUCCCGCGCAUUUUACGUGGCAUCAGUACAAUCAAACAUUACAGGUGUGCAUCUAUGACGUCAUUUCUAACUCAGGUCAUUGCCUCGCUUUCAUACAAACCUCAAACAAAAAGUAAUACUAAAAUUUUAAAUGACCCUCCCCGAGAAAACAAAACCAUUUCAACCUCUUCUUCCUGGAGCUCCGUCGAAUACCCUAGGAAGUCUUCAGGUAUUUCGACGUCGUCUAGUGUAAUAUCAUUGGAUUGCGACAGGAGAUCAUCGUUCGCUGUAGACAAACGCAAUUCAAAUGUUUCAAUGGCAUCUAUAAUAUCCAACGAGUCCCGAAUAUCAAACUAUCGGAGUUAUUUGUCUUCCUCAAACGAUCCAGGUUUAGUGUCGUCUGCUAUUCAUCUUGGUCGUGAAUCACCGUCAUGUAGCUCAAAAGUACUUAAUAUCAAUCCGUUUCCCUUGAAUCUAUAUAAAAAUGAGCAGUCCCAGGAGCCAGGAGGAAAUUUAACGAAAUCUUCAGCAUAUUCUUCGACAUCGACAUCUGAUAAAAACUUUAAUCGAUCAAAGUAUAAUGAUCUUUCACCUGGAAGUGACGUCAUGGCAAGACAGGUGCAACAAAGGCCUAAUCGGAUUUGUCCCACAUCAGAUCUGAACAUCGGCAUUGAUCAGAUCGGCGAUAAAACACAAAAUGACGGGAAAACCAAAUCAACGAUAAUUGCCACUUUGAAACGUGUUUUUACGCGUUCUCCGUCAAACAAAAAUGUAGAAAAGACUUACAAUUUAACAACAAAUACAAGAAGUUGUGACGGGAGCAGCGCGAGCAAUGUGUCCCAACGCUCAGCAUUCAAAUGUGAGGGUUCCUCAGUACCCACCGAGUCACAUGUACCUUUGUUAUCUUCAAAUAUGCCGUCGAACGCCAAGAAGGUGGCGCCACUUGCACAGGCUAAUAAGAAAAGAAAUAUUGACGAAAGUGACGUCGUGUUUGUGUAAAUAGGACAUCAUCAUUCCAGUAAUGCAGUGUAUGUGGAUUGUUUCUGAAAUAUGUUUUUCUAACAAAAUUAUUUCUGUUGACUAUAUUACUCAUUGAUAUAUAAAUAUGUCAGUAACCGUAUCAAAUAUUAUAUGCAGUCGAAUAAUGUCUUCAAAUGGACAUUAUGCGACAUUGUGAUGACGGGACAUUCUGGAAAGGAAACACACUGUUUAUUUACUACCUAAUGAAAUUGCAAGGUGAAAAAGAUUUUAUUCGAAUAUUUCACCUGUUUUAAUUCUUAUUAGUAGUGGCAUGUAAAAACCCAUUUCUAAAUCUUCACGUUUUCUGUAAGUGACCUUAUAUUUUUUCAAACAUGUGUAGUUGUUUGUUUCUAAAAUUACAAUUCUUUGCAAGAUUACCAUCGUUGCUCUUUGUUGGUUGAUGACCCUGUAGAUAUAGCCCCACUCUUAUGGUUUACACCUGUUGUAAGAUUUAAGGACGUGUUAGGUUUUGGUGGUGGAGGAAAGCUGGAGUUCCCGGGGAAAACCACCUACCUACGGCAAGUACCUGGCGACCGCCCCAGGCCACAUAGGCCUCGAAUCCGCGACC
This is a messenger RNA of Mizuhopecten yessoensis (Yesso scallop), 3052 nucleotides long. RefSeq lists its product as uncharacterized. The record is from RefSeq and is a predicted model, not a curated record. Lineage: Eukaryota; Metazoa; Mollusca; Bivalvia; Pectinida; Pectinidae. Gene Ontology annotation, molecular function: TIR domain binding. The transcript is spliced from 11 exons. Gene Ontology annotation, biological process: MyD88-dependent toll-like receptor signaling pathway; positive regulation of canonical NF-kappaB signal transduction. The coding region runs from base 691 to 2463 and encodes 590 amino acids.